AUGAAAAGCUGGAGAGCCGUUUUGCAGAGGAAAAAAAACGCGACAGAGCGCCGUUUUGUCACUGUGCGCAACGUGGGCUCGAUUAACGAAAUCAUUCUGCAGCGCCUGCUCGCCGUUACCAUCGCGCGGACGCGCGCGGAUGGUUUUACCUCCGUGGUGUUUCUAGUCGUUGGGUUCAUUGCCGCGGUGGUCGGAACGAUUUUUCCUACGGUUCUGGUCUUUUUUCCGACCAUUCAAGAAGUGCCAGUGGAGGUGGUGGGCGAUAAUGAGUACGCGUCCAGAGUUCGCCCCCGCGCCGCGGCAGGCGUGGACGGGGAUGAGACCACCACAGGGGAGCAGCAGCCGCAGCAGGAACAACUACCUGCGCAACAAGAAGCCGGCGGGGCCGCCGUCGUGAUGGAGACCGAGACCUACUAUUUUCUCCCGGAAGAUUUCAUUGACCAAGGUACCCUUUCAAACGUUUGCUGUAGUCACGGCUCGGCCCAGGGGAAAGUAUGGUCAGCCUGUCUUGUCUGCUAUGCGAUGUCCAUGCUACUUAGUCGCUACACCUUCAAACUGUAUCCGGAUUGGUGUCCGUUCAACGGCGCUGACGAUGCGGGCGAUCUUGCCAAUGCCGAGCUUGGGCUUGGAGAGGUAAGCAGUUUCCGCGAGGUGAUUUACCGAAUGCUUUGGUUGCUGGUUCCGAACAUCCUCUUCAUCCUGGUUGCAGCAAUUCCCACGGUGAACGAGGCGGGUGCUCGAUCCGGAAAAUCGAAAAAGAACUCCAGCACGACUCCUUCUCCUGCUUCAGGAGUGCGGCCAGUUCUUCUGUCGGACGAGUCCGGCCCGCAUGUGCAGGGCGUAAACCCCGAUAAUUUGCGCGAAAACGCCGGCAGUGCUACGAGUGUCGCCCAGGAAGCCUUCUUGACACGAAGCAGAGGCUGGCUCAAGUUCAUGCACGGCGGGCUGGCGAUGAUAGCGAUUGGUGGGCUCCUUUUGGCUGAGAGUCUACAGCUUUUCGUCGGGGAGGGCGUCCACGUCGUCGAUUUGUUCACGAUGUCGGGCCAAAGCGCCCGGAACGCGGCGCAGCACGACGGGUCGUGGGUGGAGCACCGGAUGUCGCCGAGUCUGUUUACCGCUGAGACGUCGGAGUGUAACGGUAUGUGGCCGUCCGAGAAGAGACUUCCGAGAAUCUUCCGUUUUCGGGUGGUCACGGUGGUUCUCGCAUUCGUCUGCAUGGUCUGCUGUGCCGUUUCGUCCCUUACGCUCGACAAGCUUAGAAGUGAAGUAGUUGACGAUAAAAUUGUGCGGAUGCAAAAAGGGUCGCUGGUACCCACCACCACCAGUCUCUUCCUGCCACGUCUUGUGUACAUCCUCGAGCUGAUCACAAUGUUGCUCUUGUGGACCCUUCCUUUCUAUCCUGCGCUCAUCAAUGAAUACCGAUUCCCGGGCGAUCUUCGUGCACUGAACCAAGACAUCACAACUCAAGUGAGAGAGAUUUACAGGUUCCAUGCUGACGCCCUCCCGCAGUGCGGAACGUAUUUUGACCUCGCUGCUCCGCGUGUCUGCAGUGAUCUGGAUCAAAAUCCGUACAACAUUCAUUUGAACAAUCCAAACGACUCGGAGUAUGGUCACUCGAAGUGGAUGUGGUGGCAGGCGGAACAGAGCGGCAACGUUCCCAUCGUGGAUGCAAACGAACCGGACCAGGGGUCUUGGAAGAACUGGCUGGCCUACACACAAGAGCGCUGGCUCUGGCACGGGAUGGCUCUGGUCAAUGUCACGGAAAGUUCGUGA
Molecule: messenger RNA, 1773 nt
Organism: Amoebophrya sp. A120
Lineage: Eukaryota; Dinophyceae; Syndiniales; Amoebophryaceae
Source: the annotation of a GenBank genome assembly